AUGAAGGUCAGGAACGGUACAGCCAGAUCCAAAACCCACUGCUAUAGGGCAACCGCGCGCCCCCCCAUCCCGCAAGAAGAGCGCCAUCUCCCACAAUCCCCGCUCAAACCCAGACUCAGCCCAAGCCCAGACCCGCGGUCGACCCUCCACCACCCCCGCCUGAAGACGAUGAACGAAAAUCCUCCUCCUUACCUCGGCCCGAGGAAUAACAACACCGCAAGAGACAUGAAGAACCCUCUAUGCCACUGUAGGUCGGUGACAGUGUCCAGGGGCCCUCUGCUCCGGGUCCAGGGCCAGCCGCUGUCCAUUCGCUGUGAUGUAUCGGAAUACGAGGGCCCGAGGGAGCAGGACUUUGAUUGGACAGUAACACGAGGAACAGAAAGCAUCAAAGUGAUCUCGACGCUUGAUACUGGUUUCACAGACCGCUCUCUUCAGGACCGCAUACAGAGCGGCGACAUCAGUGUGUCACGACUAGCGGAUAACGCUGUUGAGCUGAGAAUUCAAGAGGCUCGAGUUAGUGACAGCGCCACCUACCACUGCAGUACUCCGAGCACAGACUCGUUCAUCAGUGGAAACUAUAAAGCAGACGUCCAGCUGCAAGUUGUUCCCAACAGUCUGAUUGUGGCUCCCGAUGUCCCAAACCCUGUGAUCCAUGAGGGCGGAUCCGUCAGACUUCUGUGCAAUGUCUCCCGCAACUUCAUGGAGGGAAUUUACCUGUCUCUUACCUGGUCAGUCAAGAAGGGCUCAUCUCUGCUGGAGGACCUGCUGACCUUUGGUCCAGAUUUGGGCGUGUCGGUUGGCGACGACUACACGCUGCGCUACGCAGAUGGUGGGAUGCGGCUAGAAAUGGGAAACGGUGUCUCGCACAGUCUCGUGCUCUCCGGAGCAACGCCGGCCGAUCAGGGCAUGUACAUGUGCACGGCCAGACUGUGGACAAGAGAGCAGGGAGCCUGGAACCGUAUUCAGGAGAAGACCAUGGAGAUAGGAGAAGUGACUGUCACCCCUACAGCGAGCUCCCUCAGCGUCCAGGUUCAGGACGCCAGCACAUUGUCCACAGGAGAGACGCUGCUCCUCACCUGCUCGGUUUCUGCCGAAGCCUCGGUGGACCUGGAGGUGAUGUGGCUGAUGAACGGCACGCGAGUUGUGGCCCGUCUGAGUCGCGACGGCGUGCUGACCAAUGCGUCUGAUGCGGUGGACGUGAGGCGGCUGGGAAAGUGGGAUUUCCAGCUCAAGGUUCGCGGUGUGGAGCUGUCUGACGCGGGACUCUAUGCGUGUAAAGCGAGUGCGUGGGUUCAGCGUGAUGGUGGAACCCUUAGAACCUACUGCUCACCCAUGCAUGAAGGUCCCAGCUGUAUAGGAAGCGAUGCAGGGAGUCGUUCACUGCCCACCGGGCGCGAAGCCCAGAAACACUUGACACUGGUGAGCCAAGAGCCUGGAGACUGGUUUAACUUAUUUUUUCUUUCUCUCUCAGAUCCAGAAUACACUGUUCUUCUGAGCUCAUCUGUGAACGCAAAGUUCUCCGGUGACAUGACGGAGCUGGAAUGCAAAGUCACAAAUGUGUCGAACCUUCAUAGCGGGCGGCUGGGAGUGUCGUGGCUGUACAGAGACGUUCAGCCCGGUGACGUCCCGGUAUCUACUCACACCAUCGCCUCACUGGAUGAGAACGGGAACCUCGUGGCAGGCAAGACGUACAAGAGCCGUGUGGAGGCGGGGCUUAUUACAGUGAUCCGAACAGAACCUUCCGUGUUCAAGCUCCGCCUCCUUCGCACGACAGACGCCGACGUCGGUGAAUACACGUGUGCUGUAACCGCAUGGGUACCGUCUCGACAUGGGAACUGGAAAAAGGCUGCCGAGCAUGUGACCCCAGCGCUGAAAGUCAGCUUUGCUAACAAGCGUCCUGUUCUCAGUGUCGCGGCCCGGCGUCUCCGUGAAGCUUCGGCUGCUGGCUCCACGUUUGAGAUGAGCUGCCAGGCUCACGUCCAGAACGUCCCGCCGGAAACCGCCUUCUCCAUCCUCGUCUUGUCCGAGAAGGCCGUCGGGUCGCCCAGCCGCAAACUGGCCUCUCUGGACCGCGAGAUGGUUCUGCAGCUGGAGGAAGACCGGGACCUGAUUCUGGCGAAGACCGGGAAGAGGGAGUUCCAGUUCCGGAUCCCGGCAGUGCAAGUGACCGAUCGUGGCUUUUACUGGUGUGAGAUGAAGGCCUGGACGAAGCAGCCCGGGGAAGACUGGCAUGAGAUGGCCAAAGGAGUAUCCAAUAAGGUUCAGAUCAAUUUCAUACACAAAGGUCCCACGUUUGAUGUGUCCAUCAGUUCAGACACAACGAGUGUUUUCCCCUGGGAAACUGUGAAGAUGGAGUGUGACGUCAGUGUUAGCGGCACGUCUCCGACUACAGAUGAUGUAGCAUACGAGAUGAAGUGGUUUCUGAGUCGUCUGAGGGGUUCAAACAGCCCGUCACUGCUAGCCAUUAUGGACCGCUGGGGUGUUGUGCACAAGGCUCCUCGCAACGACAGCAGCGACUGCAGCCUGGAGCGCCUGGGACCCAGAAAAUUUGCCAUGAACAUCCACAGCACACAGGACAGCGACGCGGGUGACUAUUACUGCACCGCAACACCCUGGAUCCGCUCGACUGCCAGUGGGGUCUGGAGCAAAGCGCCGGAGGUCUCCUCACAGAGAGUCUUCCUUAAUGUGAAGUUUGCAUUGUGGGACUCAAUGAAGCUGCCUUUGCUGUACGGCGUCUGUGCUUCGGUGACUGUAGGCAUCGUUUCUCUCGUCCUGGGACUAGUUUGUGCUCACUGCUGCUGUAAAACCACCACACCUACUCCACGCUCUCGCAACAAACUCAUGGAGCUGGAGAUGGAUUGACAAAGACAGUACAGUUGUCCCCUGCCGAACUGGACGGCGUGGUGACAACUGAUGAACGCUGGGACGCGUCCCGUGAUGUUAUGCACCACCUGGAAGGAAAAACUACAAUCUCAGAGGAAAAAACUGCUGAAUCAGAUUCAAUGACCAGGGCGAAAUACUCAAAAAUUGCACUAACCACAUUCGUAUAUCAGCUGGGUGCACGUUUUGUUGGAUUUAUGAACGUUUCGUCAUUGAAACAAGAAGAGAUACCUGACAAGAUCCGAGCAGGAUUUGACAGAUUGAAGGAUUAUAUUACUCUACAUCAAGCUCCAAAGAGAUCGUCUGCUUCCAGAUCAGGGUUUAAAGACGCUCGUUUCUACCAUGAUUCUUCUGAGUUUGGUGCUACUGUCUUUUUGCAAGACACGGGAGGAGCUGAACCCAUGUCACAAUGUGAAAGAUAGCGUUUUAUCUGUGAUUCUGUGUUGUAAUGUAUGUACCAUUCAGUUUUGUUCUCCAACCCAUCCAGAGUUUACCAGCUCUGACCAACCCAUCUCUCUAAAAGCUAACUAGUCACCAUUAUCAACUGGUUGACUGUAAUGCGAUGGGCGGUCACACUAGAUUUGAAUAUAUGAUGUUUGAAAAAAAAAUAGUUUUUUGAAUAAGUAGUAUUUUUUAAAUAAAUAAUUCAUUUCUAAUAUUAAAAUAUAUCAUCUUCUCCUGUUUCCAAUGACAAUACAACCCAUGUAUUGGGUUUACACAUCUCUUUAGCUAGCAAGCAAUAAUCUAGUAAUACCCCAAAACAGCCUUCCAGAACUCCUUAACAAAUGUUUAGAAAUAUCCUAGGAAUUGAUCAACAAUUCUGUAGCAAUAACUUUACAAAAGUUACAACUAUCUAGAAAGAAUGGGGCAGUCGUGCCCUAAUGGUAGGAAGUCGGACUUGUAACCCAAAGGUUGCGAUGUUUGAGUCUCAGGUCUGACGACUGAGGUGAGACCCUUGAGCAAGGCACCAAAUCUCCAACUGCUCCCCGGGCACCCCAGAAAUAAGGCUGCCCACUGCUCUGGGUGUGUGUUCAUGGGGUGUGUGUGUGUGUUUACUACUGUGUGUGUGCACAAAUUUCAAGUGUGGGUCACCAUACUGUACUUGGCCACAUGUCACUUCACUUCACAUUCUAGGAAACACUUUUACCAUCAUAGCAACCAACCAAAGUACCAUGAAAAUUGAAUAGAAACACUAGCAACCCCCCAUAGCACACAUGUGCAUCUUAGCAACAGCUUAAAAAUAACUUCAAACAUUGUAAAAACAACCUUAACAACUGGAUAGAAACGCCAUAGCAACUACCUACCAACAAUCUACUAUAGCAAAGACCAGAACACCCUAAAACAGCCUAGAAAUCACUUUGAACAUUGUAACAACCACCUAGAACACCAAAGCAAUUGCAUAGAUGCACCCUAGCAACUACCUACAACAAUCUACUGUAGCAAAGACCAAGAGCAUACUAGCAACUACAUAGAAAUGCCCUAGCAACUACCUAAAACACAAACAUACACCAAGAGCAUCCUAGCAAAUACAUAGCAAUGCCCUAGUAACUACCUACAACAAUCUACUAUAGCAAAGACCAAGACACAAGAGCAUCCUAGCAACUGCAUAGAAACGCCUUGGCAACUACCUAAAAUACUAACAAACACCAAGAGCAUCAUAGAAACAGCCUAGAAACCAUUUUGAACAUCUUAGUAACCAUCCAAAACACUGUGGCAAGUUACCAACUGCACAGACACACCAUAGCAACUAACUAAAACAAUCUACUGUAGCAAAGACCAUGGUAUAAUUUAACAGUGUUCAUCCUUCCAAAACAGAAAACAUAUUUCACAAACAUCUACAUCCCUGUCUCUUUUAAAGUGUUUAGUGUAUGUAAUAAGUUGUAUUUGUAGGGGUUAUUAGGCUAUAGCACAAUUCUUAACCUCUACACAGACCUCUCUAAUUUUCAAACCCAUGCUACGGCCAUAGCAAAGACCAAGAACAGUCUAGAAACAGCCUAGAAACCACUUUGAACAUCAUAGCAACCACCCUAAACACCAUAGAAACUAUAUGGAAAUACCCUAGCAAUUACUGUACCUACAACAAUCUACUGUAGCAAAGACCAAGAGCAUCCUAGCAACGGCAUAGAAAUGCCCUAGCAACCACCUAAAACACAAACAAACACCAAGAGCAUUCUAGCAAAGGCUCAGAAACCACUUGCUACAAUGUAGCAAUCACUUAGAACAUCAUAGCAACUUCCUAGAUAUGUCCUAGCACCACUAGGAACAUUAUAACCACCCAGAAUGCUAUGGAAACCACCUAAAAUACCCUAGCAACACCAGAGCAAACCUAGUCUGCCUGUAAUGACCUUCAACUUUUGUCAAGCUAACUAUCUCUUUGAGUUCAAGUUCAGAUACUUGUAAGCAUGUACUGAUGUGAAAAUGAGCAUUUAAUGUUCAGCCAAGAAGAGAAACAGUGGAAUUGUUGUCCCUAAUUGGUUAAUGUCUAUUUUUCAAACCCACCCAAUUUGAACUUUGGUAGAGAGAGGAAGAUGAAGGUCCUACGCCAAUUCUCACACGAGUAUGAAUGAAAGCUAUAGUGUCUAGUGUGGCCGCCCCUCGAACGGAUGAAAUAUUGACUCAUUGACUCCUACAGAUGGGUCACACGGAGGUCAGGGUUUGCUUAGGUUGAAUCUGUGCCUUGGGCCUGGUCUUGAAGCUCCGCUAACAGCUCGGCCCUCCGUUCUGCACCUCCACUGCCGCAUCACGGAGCAAGUAGAGCUGAAACUCAAUGCUGUGCAUUAGGGCCAAGAGACCCCCAGAACAAGCACUUUCCUCUUCAGUGACGCCUCAAGGGCAUCGGCUGACCUUUUUCCGCUUUGUCUGCAUCUGAGGGUCUUUGUCUCCACUCCUGAAGCUAUGGGCUAACAGUGCUGGGACAAUAAAAUAAAAAAAAAUAAAAAAGCUCCAGUGAAUCUCCAACAUGGAAGACAGUGGAUAUUCACAGUGUUUGUGCUCAGCAAACAUUCUGGUGUGUAUUUAUUUUAACCUCUUUUUCCUCGGUAUUAAACUGCCAUUAAUUCAUACCAUUUAUACUUUAUUUUCUAGAUCUUUUCAGUCUUGAGAGUGCUUCUGUUUUUGGGUUUUGUAACAUUUAUACUUUUUAAGAUAAUUAAGAUUGAAGUUUGAAAUUGCUCUUUUGACUUUGUUCGCCAUUGAAAAUGAAUGUGUUGAUGUCAAACUGAAUAGCAGUUGAUCUUUGUUAUUUUUUUAAUUUGCGUACUGAAUUAUUAUUGGUGUAAGAUUGUGUUAUUGACUGGGUUGUUGAGUGAAAUAUUGAGUUAUGUUGUUCAACUGAUUAAAGAGUGGGUACACUAGAUAAUAAGCAUGCAAAAUUAUUACAGAAAUAUUUUAGAAGGAAUAUGGGCAACAGGAUGUGAUGUCAUGGUCCAGUGCUUUUGUUUUUAAAAAUAAAUCAAUUAUAAAUAAUAUUAA
This is a messenger RNA of Cyprinus carpio (common carp), 6351 nucleotides long. Its product is annotated as prostaglandin F2 receptor negative regulator-like. Bases 1 to 2862 code for a protein of 953 amino acids. The record is from RefSeq and is a predicted model, not a curated record. The transcript is spliced from 12 exons. NCBI's taxonomy places the organism in Eukaryota, Metazoa, Chordata, Actinopteri, Cypriniformes, Cyprinidae.